Molecule: messenger RNA, 615 nt
Organism: Funneliformis geosporum
Lineage: Eukaryota; Fungi; Glomeromycota; Glomeromycetes; Glomerales; Glomeraceae
Source: the annotation of a GenBank genome assembly
AUGUCCCACAACAGAAGGUCUCGUCAUGAAGAAAAGCAGCGUCGUAAUGUCGAAUUCCGAAACGAGAUGAAAAACCAACUUAAGCAAUUAUUUUCUACAUUAUCGGUAGGAACGACGACACAAUAUAAUAAUGAUGUUUCUGGUCAUCCAAGUAAUUCAAAUGUCCCUAAUAUUAAUUAUAACAACACACAAACAAUUCAAAUGUCACCUGAAAGAGUUGAACAAUGUGUUUUGACUCUGAGAUCCAUAUUUCCCGAUUGCGAACCAGAAUUCAUUCGAGAUUGUCUUGAAAACGAAACGAAUGAUCAUUUACACAAUGUAGCCGAAAGGUUAUUAACAACACCAUAUCCUAAAGUAAUUCCAGAAACACCUUUAACGCCUUAUACUACACCGACACACCUAGAACUUGACGAAUUCCUUUUCGAUGAUGCGCCACCAUCAUAUGAGGAAUCAUUAGAACAACAAUCCCCACCUUUGCCUGUACGCCAUCAAAGAAACUCACCAUUAAUUGCACGAUCACAAGAAUCACAAGCACAACCUUCACGUGACACAACGAAUCCAACUUGCGCCGUUGUUAAAACUUUCCUCUCAAUUUUCAAGCAAUCUACAAUUUAA